UAUAUGUUUUUAAAUAUUUUACAAGCAAUUUAUUGUGUAGGAGUUAAAAUUGACUAAAAAUAUAUAUUACAAAUUUUAGGGUUAAGCGCGGUUACUUGAUAGACAGUUAGUAGUUUAGUACUAGAAGACAAAAUAUUUUACCGGCUUUAGUAAAAUGGCACAUGAUAUUAUGAGUCAAUUCUAUACUUGCUUAAAUUUACCAUUUCAAGAAAAACUAAUGGAGCUUACUAGACUCAUUGAUCAAACUGGACCAAAUAAGGAUUUACAAGCUUUAUUUCCUCAACUUAUAAAUAAUAUAUUUGCUCCUCUUCAUAACGGCUGGGGAUUACGACAAAUUACUUUUGAAGCUAAUAGAUAUGAAUUUGAAGCUCUACUAAGUUUUCUAGAACCGCAAGGACCCAUGUUUCGUUUGUGUUAUAAAUUAUUAUAUGAUCCUCAGUUGAAGUACAAUCUUCCAUUAAACACCUUACCAUUGGACUUGCAGAUGACUCUUGAAAGGGGUAGGUGUCCCCAAUUUUAUGCAGAUAUGCUUACAAUGGAUUCUAAUUCAAUGAAUAUUGUUGCUUUGGCAUUGAAUCCCUUUGAUUAUUACAUUUUUAAUUUUGCAUUAUACUUAAUAAACAAUAAUCAAAAUAAAAGCUCUUGGGACAACUGGAAUAGUGUAUAUUUUGCUCUAGCUUGUGAUUAUUUGAUGCACUUUCUUCCAUCUGAUCCUAAUGUUUCUGUUUUGCCACACAUUCCACAUUAUACUGGUAAGGUUCCGAUGGCUGCACCCCUGCAAACCGCAAACAGACCGUUGUGUUCACCAUCAUUGUUAGUGUUGCCGGAUCUGUCGGGUAUAAGUAAUCAGCAUGUGAAUUCACCACAGACACAAUCAAGGAAUGAAGUCUGGAGGUCAGAAACAGUUUUGCAAAUAUUUAUUGAUUUGUGGAUGAGUGUAGAACCCUUCAAUAAUAGAAGUAUUGAGAUGUAUCAGAGGACCUAUCAUAAUAUGAGCUCAAGCCCAGAAAGAGUUAGAAUUGUUCGAGUAUUGGUGAAACAUAUACAUUCAUUUUCUGCAAAGUAUAACUCUGAUCCUGCAAUCAGAUCUUCAACACUUCGUAAAUAUGCAAGACAAAUUAUGUGUUCACGGGCAUAUCAUUAUGUAAAACACUUAGUUAUGACUUGGCCUCUAGAUGCAUCUUUCAGACUAGUAAUGGAAUUGUGGCUAAGCUUAAUACAACCAUGGAGAUACACAGAUAAUUCUAUAACACAAGACAGAUUUCCUAGUACUCAAAGAAACCAAGACGAAACAAAUACUUCUUUAGAUGCCAGUUUCACACAGUUCAUUGCCGAAAAUUUUCCGUCUUACACAUGUAUUCUUCAAAUGAUUCUGCCAAGAUUUACAAGACUGGAUCUGUCAAGUUAUAAAAAUGCUGUCAUGUUAUUUCGAGUGGGAAAGGUCUUUUCCCAGCAACAUCUUGUUCCCAUACUGAUGAACUUGGAGAAAGCUAUUACUGAUAGCGUAUCUGGAUUACAAAGUCCUGACAACAGUGGUGUAAAUCUUGAUCAAAGCUAUACUUACAAUGGGGUUGCUUUAUCCAAAUGGGUGGCCAUAGCGAAACAAUCCAUCUCAGAAUUGAAUAUGGCAGCUACUUUUGAAUAUGACCCAAUAUGGAGUGAAAAUAAAAAUAUUUUUAUGCUGGAAUUUGUCAAAAGAAUUUUGUCUGCAAAACAUACUGCUGACAAAAAUUUAGAGAAUUAUUCAAAUAAAUUGAAUCAGCAAAACCAAGGUUUUUGGAGUUCCUUGAAACAAUGGCUGAUGAUGGGGAAUACUGAAGAAGAGGCAGCAUUGUUGGAAGAAUAUAAAAAAGUUCCUAACUAUUUGACUAGUUGCAUCCAUUACUUUACAAAUAUUUUUGGAGUUAGUGAGAACAUGUUACUGCCACUAGAAACUGAAUUGCUGGACAAUUCUAUUGAGCAUUCUUCUUUUGCAAAUUCAACAAACAACUUUACUCUUUCUAUCGCUCAAAAACUUCGAAACACGCCAACCGGAGUUCAGUACAUGGGCGAUCCAGAUCUCAUGCCCAUAAUGUCUUUUGAAAAUACAAUUUUAGUAAGAAUGUUGUAUCAAAUAGCUUCCAGGCUUAAUGAUAUGUAUGGGGAAGAAUUUUCAAUGUUAUGGAGACGAAAUGACUUUUGGGGAUAUGUUUCACGUGAAAUACUACAGAAACCUGUCACAAUACACACAUAUGUUAAGGAUGCAAGCUACCACCAGAAUAUUAUUAAUCAAGAACUACCUCCAAGGUUGUCCCUGCGACGUCUCGGAUCACACAAGUUUGUUGUGUGGAUAAGCUUAGGUUAUAUUUUGUUUAGACUAUUUUCAUAUAGUGGUAUUAUGUAUGUAUUUUUCCUUAUUAUGCUAUGGUCCUUUUUUGUAUUGUGUCGAGCAUCUUUAAAGAUAUUGAGAAUUAUAAAAGAUUAAUAUAAUAAGAAUAAUAAAUCAUUUUUUUAUUUUUGAA
This is a messenger RNA of Vanessa tameamea, 2501 nucleotides long. RefSeq names its product sphingomyelin phosphodiesterase 4. Lineage: Eukaryota; Metazoa; Arthropoda; Insecta; Lepidoptera; Nymphalidae. Bases 155 to 2464 code for a protein of 769 amino acids. Gene Ontology annotation, molecular function: sphingomyelin phosphodiesterase D activity. The transcript is spliced from 13 exons. The record is from RefSeq and is a predicted model, not a curated record. Gene Ontology annotation, biological process: ceramide biosynthetic process; glycerophospholipid catabolic process; sphingomyelin catabolic process.